Molecule: messenger RNA, 2547 nt
Organism: Eurytemora carolleeae
Lineage: Eukaryota; Metazoa; Arthropoda; Copepoda; Calanoida; Temoridae
Product: sterol regulatory element-binding protein 1
Exons: 28
Coding region: 151-2505 (784 amino acids)
Biological process (GO): regulation of transcription by RNA polymerase II
Cellular component (GO): nucleus
Molecular function (GO): RNA polymerase II cis-regulatory region sequence-specific DNA binding; DNA-binding transcription factor activity, RNA polymerase II-specific; protein dimerization activity
Source: RefSeq, a predicted model, not a curated record
GUCAGAGCUCUCGCUGUCUGCAAACAGCAGUUCUCUUACUGUCCAACUAGUCUAGUCCGACAAGUUACACCGAACAAAAAUCCUUAUCAAUUCUGAUGAAAUAAAAAUGCCGACGUUUUAAAGUUAGCAGUCCCACAGUGAGGGAACAAUAUGGAGGAUAUACCCAUACCGGACUCAGGGUUCGAAGAUCUGCUGAAGAGCUAUGAGAAGGAUUUGGUAAAUGAAGAAUUAAUUCUCUCAGCACUUGAAGACGUAGACUUCGAUAUAUCAACAUACCAGGAUAGCAUUAACUUCCAGGACUUCAUAAACACGGAUGAACCUGUCAGAGAGGGAUCUUCAACAACAGUUCAGCAGGGACGGUCCAGUGUUAUUGUACAGACAGGAAACCUAAACAAAUCAGUUUCACAAAACAGAACAAAUGUUGCGGCAAAGAGUAAGGCUACAAAUGGAACUAUCUACGCAAAUGCUCAACCAGGACAAACCAUUCAUACCUUGGUUAACACAAGCCACGGUCCAGUUCUUACUCCGGGUAUACCAAUUACACUGCUGACAGAAUUGGAUUCGUCAGAUUUUAGUUUGAAAAAUUUGCUUCAACGACCUCAGGAUGCUUCUCAGCAGAAUCCGAUACAAUUUAGUAUAACCCCUGGGAUAAACCAACCAAGAACGGUUCGAAAAUCUGGUCACAAUAUUAUAGAGAAGCGAUACAGAUCAUCUAUUAAUGAAAAAAUUACAGAACUGAAGGAUAUAGUAGCGGGGGAGGGAGCUAAACUUAACAAAUCCGCAAUUCUCCGGAAAGCCAUAGAGUACAUCAAAUAUUUACAGAAUCAAAACAUGAAAUUGAAACAAGAGAACAACGGACUACGGAAGAGAAUGGGCUGCCAAUCAUUUACAGGAGGUGGUGGUGGAGGAGGAGGAGGAGGAGUUGGUUACCAGCAAAUCAAUGGUUCCAUCAGUCCAUCAUACUCCGACCAAGCAUACAGUCCUACAAAGAGCUUGGACAAUUCGGACAGUUGCAAUGACGAGUUAAGUUUGUCUCCUGCUUCUUAUGUAUACGAAACAGGUUCUCCCGUGAAUGGAAUGGUUGAGAAAAGUAGACUCAUGGAUAAAUCCAGAUUAGGAUUAUGUAUGCUCCUGUUCUCUGUUGUACUGUUUAACCCCCUUGGUGUACUGUUUAAUGAGCGGGAUUCCCUGUACACCACUGUUGCUGGAGGAGGAAGAACAAUUCUGGAGACAGAUACCCCAGCCUCCUUUAACCAGCUGUUCAAGGAGUUCUCUUCCUCAUUCCUACUUUCCAUCUUCAAUAUACUCGUCCUAUUAGUAGGUCUGUGCAAAAUUUUGGUGCGAACGGAUGAUUACUGCGAAGAGAAUCCAAAGAAAAUGGCAAAAUAUUGGCAGAUCAAGAGACAAGCAGAAAGAGAGAUUGAGUCCAAAAUGGGUCUGAACGCAAUGCGCUAUCUUGAAGAAGCAGCUAGCUUGUUGGGUCAACCUGUCCCUAGAUGCUGGCUAGAAUCCUGUUUUUCCUUAGCCUGGCAGUGCAUGCUUUUAGGCUUUUACAAAAUCGGUUUAGUUCAGCUAAUUUUUAGCCUAAAUCAACCGAAUCCAGCGAAACAGAUUAACAUUGGCUCGGCUAAAAAAAUAAACCUUGGUCAAAAUAAACUGAUAAAUACAGAAAUAGCGGAUAUCUACAAACUGUAUACCCAGGUGUAUCUGUGUGGGAAGGAGAGGAUUGGUAUUCAAGGUUUAGUUCUUGCUUUAACUGCUGUAAAUGCAGCUAAAUAUUCUAACUGCAGAGCAAAGGAUUUGACCGCUAUAUAUAUCCAGCUGGCGAUGACGGUCAAGCUGUUCAGCUCCUGGAUCCCUGCAUUCAUUCUCAGGUAUAUCCUUAACCUGGGAAAAGGACUGCCAAAGAAGGAUCAUGGUGGAACUGAACAAUCCUGGAUUCUGGGAUCCCAGGGAUCAAACUUUUUAAUUCAUCAGCAUUGGAACCUUCAGGUUGACCCCUGCUUGGGUUUGACCAGCCAAGCGAGCGGGCUGAACCCUGCUGACAUGCUGCUAAACAAGUUUAAGAAUAUGAACCUCAACCUAGCUCUCAACACAAUAAUCUGCCCAACACAAGAGAGAAAUCUGUCCCACGUGGCAGCCAUCUUGGAAUCUGUAGAAGCAGCGAACACAAGAACCGGUUCCUUAAUCUCCAACAGUGUCGAUCUGGUGGCCUCCUGGUGGGUAGAUGUCUUCAAAUGCAUUUCUUUAUGGAACUCUAAUCAGAUAGAAGCCGCCACUGCUUUGUAUCCUGAGAUUGACAACCUCCCUGUUCUCUAUCAGGAAUGUGAGAAUCCAGCAUAUGUAGCGCUGCUUGCUGCUCAUACCACCCUCAGGACAGUUUUAGUAGGAGAAUAUUUAACUGGUGAAUCUAUGUGUAAUGAUACUACUGAGUUUCUAGAAGAGGCUGUCAGAUUUUAUUUGGAUCGUGGAGAGAAAACAGACACCACAAGUCAGGUAGGAUAAUUUAGUUUUAAAGAGACUGAUGGCAAGUUUAUAAUAGUUUUU